CUGCCUCCCCAAUAUAAAGCACCCCCGGAGAAAUCAGCCGGGGCUUAAACCCUUCCCCCAAAAAAUCGAAGCCUGAAAUUAGGGUUUUAGGCUCUUCGCGAGAAGCAGUGAGAAGCUGUUUCGCAAGGUCAUCAUCAUGGCCUUCUUGAGUAAAGUCGGCAAUAUCCUUAGGCAGUCUGCAAGCAAGCAAGCAAACACAGAAUUUUCUGCAACAAAAUCAUUUAUAUACCAGACGAUAAGAUGCAUGUCGUCUUCUAAGAUUUUUAUUGGAGGACUCUCAUAUGGAACUGAUCAGCAAGGUUUGACAGAAGCUUUUGCCAAGUAUGGGGAAGUUAUUGAAGCAAGAGUGAUUAUGGAUCGUGAAACUGGUAGAUCAAGAGGAUUUGGCUUUGUCACUUUCACCUCAUCUGAAGAGGCCUCUAGUGCCAUCCAGGCCUUGGAUGGGCAGGAUCUCCAUGGUCGAAGGAUAAGGGUGAAUUAUGCAGCUGAUAGGCAGCCACCAAGGUAUAGCUCUGGCUACGGAGGAGGUCCUGGCUAUGGCGGUGGCAACUAUGGCUAUGGUGGUGGAGGAAAUGAGGGUGGCGGCUACAGUGGGGGCGGUUAUGGAGGAGGCAAUUAUGGUGGUGGUAGCUAUGGGAGUGGAGGAAAUUACCCAAGUGGAGGUGGCGGUGGCGGUGGCUAUGGCAGUGGUACAGGCUAUGCAAAUGAUGGUGCUGGCGGUGGAGCAUAUGGAAGUGGUGGUAAUUACUCCGUCGCAGGCGGCGGCGGUGGCAGCAAUGACAGCUUUUUUGGCGCAGGUGGUGAAAGCGGCUUUUCUAGCGCUGGAUAUGGGGCUGGCGCAGGAGGAUUUGGUGGCAGUGGCGAUCAAGUCGAUAGUAGCCAAGGUGAUGCAAUGGGGAGCGCAACCGGAGGUUUUGGCGAUAACGAUCCUUUGGAAGGUAAUUCCCGGGAUGAAGACGAUGAGCCGGACAACGACUACGCCAAAAGAGCCUGAGUAUGCCCGUGUUGGAGUGACCUGACCGUGCUUUCUUUUAUAAUUUAGCUCUUUGUUGCUGUGUAGUUUCAAGAACCUCCAUUCUACCCCUUUUUAUCUCUGGAUUUUUACAUCAUUGUUGUUGAGUAAAAACAUAUUGAACUCUGCCCUAACUUCCAAUAUUUUUCGAGUCCAAA
Molecule: messenger RNA, 1170 nt
Organism: Syzygium oleosum
Lineage: Eukaryota; Viridiplantae; Streptophyta; Magnoliopsida; Myrtales; Myrtaceae
Product: glycine-rich RNA-binding protein 2, mitochondrial-like
Exons: 5
Coding region: 137-994 (285 amino acids)
Molecular function (GO): RNA binding
Source: RefSeq, a predicted model, not a curated record